CGUCUCGCCGUGGCGUUGCUUUGAUAUCCACCGAGCGAUUUUUCAAGCUCAUGGCUCGGUUUGCUUGACAAGACGUGAACAAUUCGCAUGCUCUUCAGUGCAUACGGCAACCGCUCAUCCGACAUCUACGCCUGCCUCACCCUUGGCCUCACCAUCUCCGCCCGCGACCAGGAGGCCGCCGCCACCGCUACCUCGUCGCCCUCUGCCGCCACUACCUUCAACCUACACCUGGCUGUGGACAUCACCGGCGGCGCCGUGGGGGCGCACGACGAGGUGCCGCUGUGGGCCGCGCCGCCCAGGUCGGCAGUUAUGAAACCGCAUCCGCUGUGGCAAGAGCUGCUGCGCGCGCGUGCGGGUACCGCCACUGCGCCUGCUGCUGGUGGUAGGCUGCUGGUGGGCGCAACAAUGCAGCGCAGCCUCCGGGGCGUAUCAUUCAACGAAUCCAGUCGCUGAUGGCAAGCCGGUCUUUGCCUCUAUGUACUGUGUGUGUCCUUAGCAUGCGACAGGCGUGUGCGGUCAUACGAAACGCCCACCGGCUUCGGGCCGCUCCAGCAGUUGGCGCGGUAGGCAGGCGAUGGUGCGUUCCGCCACGGGGGACGAGCGAGGCAGCCGGGACAGCGAACGGGGACGCAGGCGCCAGCGCCAGGAGGCGAACGGCUCUAGCAGGCCACGGCCGCGCUUGCUUGGGGGCGUAGCCAGGUGGGUGGCGCGCUAGAUUGCGGUACGGGCACCUCCCUGAAGCAGUUGAUUCUUGUGUGUUGUGUUUUGGUGAACCCACGCAGUUGAUGGUUGACAAGUAAUUGAUGCUUAACAAGGGCUGACUGGCCGUUGUCUUCAAUACUCUUGCUCCAGGGAUGCGUACCUAUGUAUGGUAAAGCGGUUACACGGAUGUGGGCUAGUGAGGCGCGCCUGCUUUGCAGUUGAAAUUCGAGAGCUUACCUGCUCAUGCUAAUGUCUUUCUGGGUUCGAGAGUGGAUGAGGGGCAAUCUGGGUGGCCAGCUUGUUGCGGGCUCCUCAUCACGGUAUGACGUUUGUGUUGAAGGCGUUGCAGAAGCGCUAAGGUGUAGCCAUGUUAAUGACGCGGUGCCAGGCGCUCAUACGACGCUGGUUUUUAUCAUGAUGCAUAGUUACGGUUACAGCACAUGCAGGCCUGUGGGCCAGUGUGGGCUGUUGGCACAGGCCUGUCUUGUCGUGUGCAGGGUUGGCGCCGUGCAGGUGGCGCUGGGCGUGCGCGAUGCGUGGCACAGAAUCUUUGCGUAGAGCGCAGGUUCGCACGCGAGCGGUUGGUGUCCAGGAGUGUCCUUCCACGGGCUUCCAAGCCGGGAACGGAGUGCACUCCAGCCGAUGUGACAUAUGAAAGCUAGAUGCAGUCCAGAAUGCUAGGCCUUGGCUAUUCUGAAGGGGUGCGACCUGAAGACAUCCAUAGCGUGUCCAUCCACACCUUCACGACUCCAAAACACUUGGUCGUAACACGCAAGUCC
This is a messenger RNA of Chlamydomonas reinhardtii, 1481 nucleotides long. RefSeq lists its product as uncharacterized. The transcript has 5 exons. Bases 88 to 453 code for a protein of 121 amino acids. NCBI's taxonomy places the organism in Eukaryota, Viridiplantae, Chlorophyta, Chlorophyceae, Chlamydomonadales, Chlamydomonadaceae. The record is from RefSeq and is a predicted model, not a curated record.